AGGAACUACUCAACCAACCUUUCGCUGUUAUCUUACGCGUUCCGAAAAGUCGCCAUUUUUAACCGUCAACGAUCUGCACAGUCUUCUUUUCAAGCCUCAUCCUCCUUUCUCCAUUUUCAAAAUUUGAUUCAGUGUUGUUUUCAGCUAUAGAUUGAUUCUUCCUUGUAAACUUUGAAGAGCAAUGCCAUUGUUUCAAUUCCUGCUUGUAGUAGUUUUGGUCUGGAAUUCCCUGGAAAAUGGGAGUGCUGGGAUCACCAGUACUUUUAUUCGCUCCGAAUGGCCAUCUACUGAUAUCCCACUUGACAAUCAAGUAUUUGAAAUUCCGAAAGGUCAUAGUGCCCCACAGCAAGUGCAUAUCACUCAAGGGGACUAUGAUGGUAAGGCUGUGAUUAUCUCUUGGGUUACAGCUGAUGAAACGGGUCUUAGUAUUGUGAAAUAUGGUAUAUUGGUGAACAAAUAUGAGUUUAGUGCUCAGGGAACUGUAACCAAUUACACCUUUUCCAACUAUAAGUCUGGCUAUAUUCAUCACUGCCUUGUUGAUAGCCUUGAGUAUGACACCAAGUACUAUUACAAGAUUGGAGAGGGUGAUUCUUCUCGCGAAUUUUGGUUCCGAACACCUCCAAAGAUAGAUCCAGAUGCUCCCUACACUUUUGGUAUUAUUGGUGAUUUGGGUCAAACAUAUAAUUCUCUUUCCACUCUCGAGCAUUACGUGCAGAGUGGGGGACAGAUUGUCUUAUUUGUUGGUGAUCUCUCAUAUGCUGAUAGAUAUCAAUACAAUGAAGUUGGUAUUAGAUGGGACUCAUGGGGCCGUUUUGUUGAGCGUAGUGCUGCAUAUCAACCAUGGAUUUGGUCUGCUGGGAAUCAUGAGAUAGAGUACAUGCCAGAAAUGGGGGAGGUCCUUCCAUUUAAAUCAUAUCUGCAUAGAUUUGCUACUCCUCAUGCUGCUUCAAAAAGUAGCAAUCCUCUUUGGUAUGCUGUACGGCGAGCAUCUGCUCACAUCAUUGUCCUCUCCAGCUAUUCUUCUUAUGUGAAAUAUACUCCUCAAUGGAGAUGGCUUAGAGAAGAGUUGAAAAGGGUAGACAGGGAGAAGACACCUUGGCUUAUUGUUCUCAUGCAUGUGCCUAUCUACAAUAGUAACUUAGCCCACUAUAUGGAAGGUGAAAGUAUGCGUUCUGUGUUUGAGAGCUGGUUUGUCUGCUUCAAAGUUGACCUCGUUUUUGCAGGCCAUGUCCAUGCCUAUGAAAGAUCAUAUCGUAUCUCAAACAUACACUAUAAUGUGUCAAGCGGUGACCGAUAUCCUACACCUGACAAAUCAGCGCCAGUGUACAUAACUGUUGGAGAUGGUGGAAAUCAGGAAGGUCUUGCUGGAAGGUUUUGGGACCCACAACCAGAAUAUUCUGCCUUCCGUGAGGCCAGUUAUGGUCAUUCUACCUUGGAGAUUAGGAAUAGAACCCAUGCAUUCUACCACUGGAACCGAAAUGAUGAUGGCAGAAAAGUACCGACUGAUUCAGUAAUAUUCCACAACCAAUACUGGGCAAGCAAUCUGCACAGAAGGAGACAUCUUAAGGUUGGAGGACAUGCUGGUUGCUGAAAGUAGUUGAAUGGAAAACUGAUUUAUUCUUAUAUGCUGUCUUGUGCAUAUUGGGACUGCUGAAUAUUUUGCAAUCUUGGUAUUCACCAAUCCAUGUGGACAGAUUGGAAGGUUUGGUCGACUUGGACAGUUCAGUCAGAGAAACAUUUUAGCCAUCUGCAGGUUGCAGCCUUGCAGGAAACAACUAUCAUGUAUUUCCCAGCUACAGACUUUUCACACAGCAUAGAAAAGAAUGUCAAAAUCUUAGACGUUAAUCUGUAUCAUAUUGUUGUUAUAAUAUUUUGCACUCUAUUGUACUUAAUAUAAUAUGCUGCACUUUAUUCUAGUAUUUUUGAAUUA
Molecule: messenger RNA, 1930 nt
Organism: Hevea brasiliensis (rubber tree)
Lineage: Eukaryota; Viridiplantae; Streptophyta; Magnoliopsida; Malpighiales; Euphorbiaceae
Product: bifunctional purple acid phosphatase 26
Exons: 10
Coding region: 182-1591 (469 amino acids)
Molecular function (GO): metal ion binding; acid phosphatase activity; protein binding
Source: RefSeq, a predicted model, not a curated record